Messenger RNA from Coregonus sp. 'balchen', 20179 nucleotides. The record is from the annotation of a GenBank genome assembly. NCBI's taxonomy places the organism in Eukaryota, Metazoa, Chordata, Actinopteri, Salmoniformes, Salmonidae.
AUGGCCUCCAAUGGAGCUGAAGACAAGUUGAAUACAAGGGCCUCCUGCUCCCGGUCAUCAACCUUCACUAUUCGAGCCAAGUCAGCAGUGUUUCAUACUGCUAACAGUCACACUACUCCCCUCAGGCCCAGAGAGAAGAAGCCCCUCCAGUCCUCUGCCAGUGUCCCCCGGGUCGCCAGGGACUCUAUAGGUCAGCUGAAUGACAGGGUGAAUCAGACUCAGAAGAACCAGCUCCAAUGUGCCUACAACCGUUCUGUGCCUACAACCACUAACCUAGGUGACAAGCCACAGCGUCCUGGUAGCGCGGGUGCUAAUUUAGCUAAUGGUCAUAGUAAUGGUCGCUGUCAACCAACUGUUCUCUCUAAGAGUACACAGCUGUCCGGUGCAGCCGUUAUCUCAUACAGACAUAACGCUGGUGUGUUGGAGCCAACCGUGAAAAGCUAUCGACCCAGCUGGAACUUGGACUCACUGAAGUUAAGAUCACGGAUCCUGGCCCGCAAAAGAGCCUUGUCACCCCAGCCUGAUCCCUACCCAACGUGUCCCUCUCCACCAAAGGCAGAACGUGUCCCAGACUCGCAGAACAACGCAGCGCCCCAGCCUGCUCCCUACCCAACGUGUCCCUCUCCACCAAAGGCAGAACGUGUCCCAGACUCGCAGAACAACGCAGCGUCACAGCCUGCUGAAAGCACCACCAGCAGCAGCAUGCCCACCAACCAGUCAGUCCCCUGGACCAGUGGCAAACUGAGAGACAAUAGCAAAGGGGUUAUGAGGCCCACUACGGGUAAAGUGCCUUCCCGUCCCAGACAGGAGACUACCCAGACAAGAGACUCAGCAAAACCUUUGUCCCCCCUGACCCAGUCAGCCUCCUAUUGCCGAGGGGGGGGCACACUCCACCCCCCCAACACUGUGCCUUUGCGGGAUAGGUCAUCCCACCACCAGGAUGUGGAUCAGAUAUGGAGGCUCCAGGACCCGCGUCAGUUUGAGAGCCUGAUGGCAGCAGACAUGGAGGGUCACCCCCAGGAGAUGGGGUGUUGUGCUGCUGGCCAUGGGGCUCCUGCUGGCCAUGGGGCUCCUGCUGGCCAUGGGUCUCCUGGAGCUCCUCAUAACACAUCAACAGAGACGGUCAGGAAGGUCAGCUCUGAGGUGGAGUUUACUGAGGCGGUGAGGAAGCUGACACAGUCACGGAGCGCGUUCACCCCUCAUCCCAGGAACGGGACUGUUAACGGUGUAACUACUGGAAUACCAGGGUCCAGCGUGGAUCCAGUCAAGAUGGGCAAAGCCAUGACUACUAUCCCUGUCAGCCACAGGCCUGCUCCAGCCAAACCCUCUGUACCACUCUGCCUUACUAAGAGAGGCCAGGAGACGGAGCCCUCAGUCUCUCCUGUGUCCAUGGAGACCUCCAGUGCCUGCAGCCUCGACAGCAACACCACAACAAACAGUGGUAGCACAACAGCCUCCAUGGCACCUCUACCCCAUGCAGGGAUAACUCCAACCCAGUCCCCUACCCAGGCCAGUGCCACAGCUUGUUCCAGUGCAGGGAUAACUCUAACCCAGUCCCCUACCCAUGCCAGUGCCACAGUUUGUUCCAGUACAGGGAUAACUCUAACCCAGUCCCCUACCCAUGCCAGUGCCACAGUUUGUUCCAGUACAGGGAUAACUCUAACCCAGUCCCCUACCCAGGCCAGUGCCACAGCUUGUUCUAGUGCUAGUUCCAUCCCAGAGAACACUGAGACAGGUUCUGAGUCCGCCUCAGGUUCUCCUCAGAGUCAGAGGCCUUCUGUCACCUCGGUGACCACCCAGAUAUCAGCCAUACACCUGACCAAGGAGAGGAGUGUCCUGUCUCUACAGGGGGGCCACAGCCACAGCCCCUCCCAGUCCCCACCUGACCUGGAGAGGAGUGUCCUGUCUCUACAGGGGGGCCACAGCCACAGCCCCUCCCAGUCCCCACCUGUCCUGGAGGAAGAACCUCAGCUCUCCGGGUCAGUUCUGUUCUCCCACAUACUACUAGCUAUUGUUAGACUAGAUGGUACAGCAAGUUUUUGAGUGCUGGAAUGGGACUAUAUAAAUCCAUUCCAUAAUUUUUUAUUAAGUAGAUCAGUACUAAAUGUAUUGUCACAUGAAUUUGAUGGAGGUCAACGUGGGUCGAUAGGAGGAAUUAAGCUCUGUUGUGUUAACUAGCUUGAGUAUAGGUGUCUCGAGAGUAUGUUUGUCUAGGGAACUCAGUGAGUCAUAGUAAAAAGAUUCACCCAAUAACCUAUCAAGCGUCUUGCUUCGUUUUCUUUGAGUUUCCUGUCUGUUCAUACAGUCCACAGAGUGUUGCCAUGCAGGGGGAUGGAGCAUACAGUCCACAGAGUGUUGCCAUGCAGGGGGAUGGAGCAUACAGUCCACAGAGUGUUGCCAUGCAGGAGGAUGGAGCAUACAGUCCACAGAGUGUUGCCAUGCAGGAGGAUGGAGCAUACAGUCCACAGAGUGUUGCCAUGCAGGGGGAUGGAACCAGGGGGAAGAGGACUAUCCUGAUAACGAGCUGGAGAAUGACUGCAGUGGUGAUGGUGAUGAGGAGGAAGACUCCUUUUUAACUAUUCAUUUCAACCCUUAAUCAACUAGACGUGUGAAAAAUGACACCACUUAAUUGGACGGCUGUAGCUAGGCUAACAUAAUGAAUCCAUCCUGUUUCUCCUCAGAAGGGUCUGACUGCUCCUCUAUGAAUGAUGCCUGGUCCACAGCCUCCAUGCCCGUCCUGCCAAAGUAAAUUUAAUCGUUUUUCUGUGUGAUGAAAUGUCGAUUCAUCGAUGACGUUGUUGGAAUGCUUUGUGCGUUUUGAAGAUAUUAAUUAUUAUCCUAUUGAAAUGGACUCUUGGUUGAAAUGUGGGGCGGCAGGUAGCUUAGUGGUUAAGAGCGUUGGGCCAGUAACCGAAAGGUCGCUGGUUCUAAUCCCCGAGCCGACUAGAUGUUAAAUGAUUAAUCGUUGACGUUGUUGGAAUGAUUUGUGCGUUUUGAAGAUUGAUUGAAAGAAAAAAGCCAUGUCAUUGCUAUUCUAUGAUUUGUGUUCUUACAUAUUUUGACAAUGAUGCCAAUUCAACUGUAUUUUGGUAACUUACCAGACCACAAGUUCACCCGGGGUCAUAACAGAAAUCUGAAAUGGUCAGGAGAGUAACCUAUAUCCCCAGUCAUGGUUUCAGACCAUCAAAUUAAAUUGUAUUUGUCACAAAUGCGCCGAAUACAACAGGUGUAGACCUUACCGUGAAACGCUCACUUACAGGCUCUUAACCAACUAUGCAGUUCAAUAAAUAAAGUAAAGAAAAUAUUUACUAAAUAAAAUAAAGUAAAAAAUAAAAUAAAAUUAAAAAGUAACACAAUAAAAUAACAAUAACGAGGCUAUAUACAGGGGGUACCGGUACCGAGUCAAUGUGCGGGGGUACAGGUUAGUCGAGGUAAUUUGUACAUGUAGGUAGGGGUAAAGUGACUAUGCAUAGAUAAUAGACAGCGAGUAGCAGCAGUGUAAAUAGUCUGGGUGGCCAUUUGAUGAAUUGUUCAGCAGUCUUAUGGCUUGGGGGUAGAAGCUGUUAAGGAGCCUUUUGGACCCAGACUUGGCGCUCCGGUACCGCUUCCCGUGCGGUAGCAGAGAGAGCAGUCUAUGACUUGGGUGGCUGGAGUCUUUGACAAUCAUCUAGGUGUCAUUGAGUUUAACAGAAGGUUCAGUUCUUUAUAGUCUAUAAUUUAUAGAUAAUGAUGUUUACAAUACCAGGAAGUCAUGUUGUUAAUCUGUACACUUGACACAGAGUAACCUCUUGACUAAAAACACAAAUGAUUUGAGAGAAAUGCCCAUUUAUUAAUCUGUGAAGACCGUAGUGUCAUGUUUCAUCCUAUUGCGGCUAGAUCUCUGUAGAAUGACCAUUCAUAACUCCUAUAACCCUCCCAGUCGGGGCACCUGACAGUUCCCCGGUACGGUGAUGACAAAAACCCAAGAGAGAAUUGAAGCUUUUUUUUUUUUUGUUCUAGUGGUUGCUGCCGGUGAAAGGUUGAAAGCACAGAGGCUAGUGGAAAGGUCUCCCAAUUGUCAAUCAGUGAUAAAAGUGGAACUAUCUUUCAAUAAUGGGGACAUGAGUCUCUGUGGUGUAAUAGUGCUUGGCCUGUGGGAUCAUUGUCAGCCCAUGACGUCCCCAGCUGAUAUGUUGAUUAGCGUUAGGCCCUUUUCUGUUUUCGUCACAGCAAAAGCCCAUGUAGAGUAGAGCUGUUACCCCCAAGCCAAUGCCAUCCACUCACUCUCAGUAGAGUCAGGCUAUUUUCGAAGCAGGAGGACCAAGCAGGAAAACAGCAUCCUAAAUGACUGUCACGUGAGUUUUUUUAUUUUUGGUUAAAUUCUUUGCCCAGAUAAUUCCUUUUUUUUUUUAUUGAUUGAUCUUGCGGGCGUUUUGGUUUGGUUAGAAACUACUUUUAAUUCAAAAUGUCUCCUGCCUUUCCAAAGACAUGGCCGACCGUGCCUCUGAGUUAAACAGUGGUAUUUAGAUGUGAAUGAUCCUGCUAGGUGCCAGCUAGCGUUAUUGUUUCGUUCCACUGGACACUGAUGACCAGGCAGUAAGCAUGGCACCGUGGCUCAAUGGAAAUUAACAGUUGGAAGGGAAGAAAUCUCUUUCCAAACUCGUCAGGAAUUGUAUAUUCCAUGUUAAACGAGUGUCUUUAUAGUCUGUGUGUCUGUUUGAUAACGUUCCCAGUAUUCCCACUGUUUGCAGAUUUAGUACAACGUCAUGGCUCUAAUGCUACGGUGUGUGUUCCAGCAUAGCGGAUGAGGGGGAGCUGAUGAGCUCUGAAUCGGAGGAUGAGGGGGAGCUGAAGCCAGCUCUCGUCCCCAGCAUGUUCCCCUUCCUCCCUCCAACGCUGUACUUCAGCACUGCCAACCAGAGAGGUAAGACACCCCUUCACUGCCUUUAUUUUACAUUUUAGUCAUUUAGCAGACGCUCUUAUCCAGAGCGACUUACAGGAGCAAUUAGGGUUAAGUGCCUUGCUCAAGGGCACAUCGACAGAUUUUUCACCUAGUCGGCUCGGGGAUUAGAACCAGCGACCUUUCGGUUACUGGCACAACGCUCUUAACCACUAAGCCACCUGCCGCUCCGUUUAUAAUGGUAGACUGCUUUAAGGGUGUAUCCCAAAUGGUUCCCUAUGUAGUGUGGUACUUUUGACCAGGGCUCAUAGGGUGUCAUUUGGGAAACAGCUAAUAAGCUGCUUGACAAUGUUAAACUGCUUGACAAUGUUAAACUGCUUUAGAUUUUUUUUUUUGGGGGGAAAAGAAGCUUCUACAGAAAAAAUAUUCCCUUCCAAUUUUAUCCAAGUAUGAGCUGAUCUAAGAUGUUUUGUUUGCUGUUACUUGGGGUUGGGAUUAGGGUUUUGGACAAAUAUUGUUAUAUGGUUAUAUCAAAAUAUUCUACAGGACAUUGUGUGGGAGCUUAUUAGAUAGAGCUUGAGUAAAGUUUAGUCCCCCCCCCCCUCCCCCCCAGUAGAGAGACUGCUGCCUCUAGUCCAGGGGUGUCAAACGUCCGGCCCGCGGGCCGGAUCAGGCCCUCAAACGGGUUUAAUCCGGCCUGCGAGAUGAUAAAAAAUAAAAAGAAUAAUAAUAAUAAUAAUUUUGUAAAGUAUAAAAAUGCGCUGCAAUUUUUCAAUAAAAUAAACUGCUGUUCCAAUUGCGUCCACUGGAUGGCGCAAUAGCAAUUGUGUUAAGCAAGCAAACUGUUUAUACCAGGGCAGAGCAAGUAGGUCAAGCACGUGCAGCCAAUGAGCUACUUUGUUUUGCCCGCGAUAUUUAUUACGGCUUCUACUUUUAACAUUAUGUGCUUUGGCACCCUCAUUGCCCCAAUAUGUCUCUGUCAAAAAAGAGAAAAGUGGACGCAGAGUGCAGAGUGUUCCAAGAAAAAUGGUCAUCCUAUUUAUUCAUGGAAUUGAAUGGGAAAGCUGUAUGUUUGGUGUGUUCAGAGCAUGUUGCAGUGCUGAAAGAAUAUAACCUUCGUCGCCACUAUGUGAGUCUUCAUGCCGACAAAUAUGACAACUUUCAAGGACAGCGGAGAUGAGAGAAGGUGAAUGAACUGUUGGCGGGUCUGAAGAAACAGCAGUCUGUGUUUACUCACAGCCGAGACAUCAGUGACGCUGCAGUGAAAGCUAGCUACCUCAUUGCUAAUGAAAUCGCAGUGGCUUCAAAACCAUUUAGUGAGGGUGAAUUUGUAAAAACAUGCAUGAUGAAGGCAGCGGAGAUUGUGUGCCCUGAAAAGCGGCAGGCUUUUGCAAAUAUCAGCCUGACAAGAAACACAGUUGCAGACAGGAUUUCCGAUCUUUCAGGGGAUUUGGACAGCCAGUUGAAGCAAAAAGUAAAGUCAUUUAUUGCGUUUUCGGGUUUCAAUUGAUGAAAGCACGGACAUUACAGAUGUUGCACAACUGGCCAUUUUCAUCCGCGGAGUUGAUGACACAUUGACCGUCACCGAGGAGUUCGUGGAGUUGGUGCCGAUGACAGAUACAACGACAGCAGCUGAUAUUUUUACCGCACUCGUCGGCGCGCUGGACAGGGUCGGAGUGGACUGGUCCCGCGCUGUCAGCCUGGCUACAGAUGGUGCGCCCUCAAUGAUCGGGAAAAAAGCAGGCGUUGUGACAAAGUUCAGAGAGAAAGUGCAAUCUGCAAAUGGAGGACGUGAUUUUUUGACUUUUCACUCUAUUUUUCACCAGGAGGCUUUGUGUUGCAAGUCAUUAAAGAUGGAUAACGUCAUGAAGGUGGUCAUCCAAACUGUUAAUUUCAUCCGAUCCAGAAGCCUGAAUCACCGCCAGUUUGACAGCCUUCUCAGAGAGAAAGACUACAUCUAUGGCCUGCCAUACCACACUGAGGUAAAAUGGUUAAGCCGAGGUGCUGUGCUGAGGCGUUUCUUUGAUUUACGAGAAGAAAUUGAACAGUUCAUGGAAGAAAAGGGCAAACCAGUGUUAGAAUUUCAUUCUGCAGAUUGGAUGCAGGACCUUGCAUUUAUGGUGGAUGUUACAGAGCACCUGAAUAACUUGAACAAACAGCUGCAAGGGCGCUACAAAGUUGUCACGCAGUAUUAUGACAGCAUACGUUCUUUCAAGUUGAAGCUGUCAUUGUGGGAGACGCAACUUGCCGGUGGUGAUGCAGCUCACUUCCACUGUCUGAAAAAUGUGUGCGCGACCCAACAUGUGGCAGACAUGAAGCGGUUCAAAGAUAAAAUAACGGGACUGUUACGGGAGUUUGAGCAACGCUUUCAGAUUUAUGUUUUUAUGUUGAUGUGCUAUUGUUUUUUAAUUGAUUUUAUUUUAUUUGUAUAUUUAACCUAUUCUUGACUCUGUGGUUCUUGCACUUGUUUGGGGAACAGGAUUUCAUUAUUUUUUAUCUACAUUUCUGCCUGAGUAAUGACACCCUGAUAUAGUUCUGUGAUCUGUGAAACAGUUAUGUUAAUCACUGAGGCAUUGUGUGUUUGUGUGUUCUUUUUCUUUAGAAUUUUCAAAUAAACUUGACGUGUUUUAUGAUUAAUAGUGAUGUUGUGCUUGUACUAUUUUGGACACACUGUCCUCAGGCUCCAGCUUUAUGUUGUAUGUUGAUCGUAUUAAAACAAAGAAAACAAUCUGAAGUUGUUGUUUUUAAGUUAUAUAUACCAUGAUUUUUCCGGUCCGGCCCACUUGGGAAUAGAUUUUCCUCCAUGUGGCCCCUGAGCUAAAAUGAGUUUGACACCCCUGCUCUAGUCCUAUAGCUCUAUUGUACAUAAGCUGAAUCCAAAAUGACACCCUUCUCCCUUUUUUAUAGUGCACUACUUUUGACCAGGGUCCGUAGGGAAUAGGAUUCCGUUGGGACCCAUCCAUAGACCUAUUCCUGUAGCUGUGUGUUGUGUGUUUCAGUGGAGCCCCUGCCACCGGAGCAGAGGAAGCUGCUCAAAUGGAAGAUGAGCACUGUGACGCCCGCCGUGGUCAAGCACACCAUCGCCAGGUCACACUUCAAAGUCACCAAGAGUGAGUUCCUUAGGGGUUGAAAUCCCUCCCUCUUGCCUAAUUUACAUGUUUAAAGACCUCUUGAAUGUCUGUUCACAUUUGUGUAAAACAUUAAUGAAGUUAUUGUUGUUGCAGAAAGUCAUGAUUGGCUUGGCUGCUGGGGUCACCAUAUGAAGUCUCCUGGAUUCAAGGCCAUCAGGGAAUACCAGAAGGUAAGCUAGGUAGGGCUGGGAACAGGGUUGGUAAUUAACAUCUGCCACCCGACAAAUACGGGUAGAUUUUGUCAUUGGCGGUUAGGAAUGUCUAUUCCACCUGCCACGUUGGCGGGUUGUCAUUCAGAGAGCAAUGGGGAUUUUUUUAUUUUUUUAUUUUUAUUUUCCAAAGGCCUCAUGUCGAAGUUUGUGGAAUUGAUAAGAGAGGCUGCUAUGGUGUGAUUUUUGUCCUCGUGUUUCUUUGCUAGUUACAUCGUUUUGUUCACACGCCAGGUUGUUUUUCAUUGUUAGUUUGAGUUUGCUGUAGCUGAUUGCUGCUAGGAGGACAUCGCCUGAGAUGGUUUUCAUUGUUAGUUUGAGUUUGCUGUAGCUGUCUGCUGCUAGGAGGUCAUCGCCUGAGAUGUUUUUCAUCACAGGCAAGUUGAGUGCCCAAGUUACCACGGUAACGGCCCGUCCCUUAAAGGGGAAGCUGAAUAUUUUUCUCUCGCCUAAUGAUUGAGCAUGGAACACUCCUAAAAACGUUUUAUUCAUGAACCUUUUAGUCAUUUCUUAUCAUUAAAACACUCAUUGUUCUCCUAGAUUUAUAAGUGUGCUUCAACAUUUUUAAUUAGGAGCACGUCACGUUCAACAUGUCACAGAGUAGAGCGCUGAACUCUAAGAACAAGUACGCUGUAUCAAUAUGUAUUGCUGUUCGAUGCUGGGAUUUUAUUGAGAUUCGAUAUUCCAAACGCAUUGCUCACCAUACAGUGCAUUCGGAAAGUAUUCAGACCCCUUGACUUUUUCCACAUUUUGUUACGUUACAGCCUUAUUCUGAAAUUGAUUUAAAUAGUUGUUUUUCCUCAUCAAUCUACACACAAUAGCCCGUAAUUACAAAGUAAAAACAGUUUUGUAGACAUUUUUGCAAAUGUAUGGGGGAAAAACCUGAAAGAUCACAUUUACAUAAGUAUUCAGACCCUUUACUCAAAUACUUUGUUGAAUCACCUUUGGCAGCGAUUACAGCCUCGACUCUUCUUGGGUAUGACGCUACAAGCUUGGCACACCUGUAUUUGGGGAGUUUCUCCCAAUUGGCUCCCUAUUUAAAAAGAAACUAUGAAGGAAGUGGCUCUGGAUAAGAGCGUCUGCUAAAUGACGUAAAUGUAAGGAAAAAAUACUGGAGUUUUGGUGCAUGUAAAGCCAACUAGCGCAAAAAUAAUAUUGCCAUAACGAUAUAUUGUCAAAAAUAAUAUUGCGAUAUGUAACUAUCAAUUGUUUGUUUAUUUUUCCCAUUAGUAAAGGUAGGCAGGAAUGGGCUGAAGCUAGCCUGAUCCCAGAUCAUUUUGUGCCAUCUUGCCAACUCCUUUGGUCAUUGUCACACCUCAGGGAUCUGGGACCAGACAAACGCACCAGCCAAACAAGAAUAAUAUUGAUUCAAUCGGUAUGGAUCUUUCAUUUCUUUCAACCUUCGUUUUGAUCUGCAUAUUGACUCGUCUCUCUGCGUUCUUUCUAGUUGAACCACUUCCCCGGUUCGUUCCAGAUAGGUCGUAAGGACCGUCUGUGGAGGAACCUGUCGAAGAUGCAGGCUCAGUUUGGGAAGAGGGAGUUCAGCUUCUUCCCCCGCUCCUUCGUUCUCCCUCAGGACAUCAAGCUGCUGAGGAAGGCCUGGGAGGACAGUGGUAGCAGGCAGAAAUGGAUCAUCAAGCCGGUAGGUGGAUCCUAUAUCUAAAUCCGUUUUGGGCUAUUUUUGAAAUGGCUUCCGUUCCCUAGUGACGGUGCAUUUCUCCUGGGUUUGGAUCUUUUGUCUAACGAUGCGUCCGAAAUGACACUUCCCUAUACAGUGCACUAUAGCGAACUACUUUUGGCUCUAGGGAAUAAUGUCAUAACCUUGGUGUUUCUUCUGACGUGGAUGCAUUGUGAUGUGUAUUAGUACUGGCUGUAUAGGGGAUGUGUAUUAGUACUGGCUGUAUAGGGGAUGUGUAUUAGUACUGGCUGUGUAGUGGAUGUGUAUUAGUACUGGCUGUAUAUUGGAUGUAGUGGAUGUGUAUUAGUACUGGCUGUAUAGGGGAUGUAGUGGAUGUGUAUUAGUACUGGCUGUAUAUUGGAUGUGUAUUAGUACUGGCUGUAUAGUGGAUGUGUAUUAGUACUGGCUGUAUAGGGGAUGUGUAUUAGUACUGGCUGUGUAGGGGAUGUGUAUUAGUAGUGGAUGUGUAUUAGUACUGGCUGUAUAGUGGAUGUAGUGGAUGUGUAUUAGUACUGGCUGUAUAGGGGAUGUAGUGGAUGUGUAUUAGUACUGGCUGUAUAUUGGAUGUGUAUUAGUACUGGCUGUAUAGUGGAUGUGUAUUAGUACUGGCUGUAUAGGGGAUGUGUAUUAGUACUGGCUGUGUAGGGGAUGUGUAUUAGUACUGGCUGUAUAGGGGAUGUAGUGGAUGUGUAUUAGUACUGGCUGUGUAGUGGAUGUGUAUUAGUACUGGCUGUGUAGUGGAUGUGUAUUAGUACUGGCUGUGUAGUGGAUGUGUAUUAGUACUGGCUGUGUAGUGGAUGUGUAUUAGUACUGGCUGUGUAGUGGAUGUGUAUUAGUACUGGCUGUAUAGGGGAUGUAGUGGAUGUGUAUUAGUACUGGCUGUAUAUGGGAUGUAGUGGAUGUGUAUUAGUACUGGCUGUAUAGGGGAUGUAGUGGAUUUGUAUUAGUACUGACUGUAUAUGGGAUGUAGUGGAUGUGUAUUAGUACUGGCUGUAUAGGGGAUGUAGUGGAUUUGUAUUAGUACUGACUGUAUAGGGGAUGUAGUGGAUGUGUAUUAGUACUGGCUGUAUAGUGGAUGUGUAUUAGUACUGGCUGUAUAGGGGAUGUGUAUUAGUACUGGCUGUAUAGUGGAUGUAGUGGAUGUGUAUUAGUACUGACUGUAUAGUGGAUGUAUAUUAGUACUGGCUGUAUAGGGGAUGUAGUGGAUGUGUAUUAGUACUGACUGUAUAGGGGAUGUAGUGGAUGUGUAUUAGUACUGGGUCUAUAGGGGAUGUGUAUUAGUACUGGCUGUAUAGUGGAUGUAGUGGAUGUGUAUUAGUACUGACUGUAUAGUGGAUGUGUAUUAGUACUGACUGUAUAGGGGAUGUAGUGGAUGUGUAUUAGUACUGGCUGUAUAGGGGAUGUAGUGGAUGUGUAUUAGUACUGGCUGUAUAGGGAAUGUAGUGGAUGUGUAUUAGUACUGGGUCUAUAGGGGAUGUGUAUUAGUACUGGCUGUAUAGGGGAUGUAGUGGAUGUGUAUUAGUACUGGCUGUAUAGGGAAUGUAGUGGAUGUGUAUUAGUACUGGGUCUAUAGGGGAUGUAGUGGAUGUGUAUUAGUACUGGCUGUGUAGUGGAUGUGUAUUAGUACUGACUGUAUAGGAGAUGUGUAUUAGGACUGGCUGUAUAGGGGAUGUGUAUUAGUACUGACUGUAUAGUGGAUGUGUAUUAGUACUGGCUGUAUAGUGGAUGUGUGUUAGUACUGGCUGUAUAGGGGAUGUAGUGGAUGUGUAUUAGUACUGGCUGUGUAGUGGAUGUGUAUUAGUACUGGCUGUAUAGGUGAUGUGUAUUAGGACUGGCUGUAUAGGGGAUGUGUAUUAGUACUGACUGUAUAUUGGAUGUGUAUUAGUACCGGCUGUGUAGUUGAUGUGUAUUAGUACUGGCUGUAUAGUGGAUGUCUAUUAGUACUGGCUGUGUAGUGGAUGUGUAUUAGGGCUGGCUGUAUAGUGGAUGUCUAUUAGUACUGGCUGUAUAGGGGAUGUGUAUUAGUACUGGCUGUAUAGGGGAUGUAGUGGAUGUGUAUUAGUACUGGCUGUAUAGGAGAUGUAGUGGAUGUGUAUUAGUACUGGCUGUGUAGUGGGUGUGUAUUAGUACUGGCUGUAUAGGUGAUGUAGUGGAUGUGUAUUAGUACUGGCUGUGUAGUGGAUGUGUAUUAGUACUGGCUGUAUAGUGGAUGUGUAUUAGUACCGGCUGUGUAGUGGAUGUGUAUUAGUACUGGCUGUAUAGUGGAUGUCUAUUAGUACUGGCUGUGUAGUGGAUGUGUAUUAGGACUGGCUGUAUAGGUGAUGUGUAUUAGUACUGGCUGUAUAGGUGAUGUAGUGGAUGUGUAUUAGUACUGGCUGUAUAGGUGAUGUAGUGGAUGUGUAUUAGUACUGGCUGUAUAGUGGAUGUGUAUUAGUACUGGCUGUAUAGGUGAUGUAGUGGAUGUGUAUUAGUACUGGCUGUAGAGGUGAUGUAGUGGAUGUGUAUUAGUACUGGCUGUAUAGUGGAUGUCUAUUAGUACUGGCUGUAUAGUGGAUGUGUAUUAGUACUGGCUGUGUAGUGGAUGUGUAUUAGUACUGGCUGUAUAGUGGAUGUGUAUUAGUACUGGCUGUAUAGUGGAUGUGUAUUAGUACUGGCUGUGUAGUGGAUGUGUAUUAGUACUGGCUGUAUAGUGGAUGUGUAUUAGUACUGGCUGUAUAGUGGAUGUGUAUUAGUACUGGCUGUAUAGUGGAUGUGUAUUAGUACUGGCUGUAUAGGGGAUGUGUAUUAGUACUGGCUGUAUAGUGGAUGUGUAUUAGUACUGGCUGUAUAGGGGAUGUGUAUUAGUACUGGCUGUAUAGGUGAUGUAGUGGAUGUGUAUUAGUACUGGAUGUAUAGUGGAUGUGUAUUAGUACUGGCUGUAUAGUGGAUGUGUAUUAGUAUUGGCUGUAUAGGGGAUGUAGUGGAUGUGUAUUAGUACUGGCUGUAUAGUGGAUGUGUAUUAGUACUGGCUGUGUAGUGGAUGUGUAUUAGUACUGGCUGUAUAGGGGAUGUAGUGGAUGUGUAUUAGUACUGGCUGUAUAGGGGAUGUGUAUUAGUACUGGCUGUGUAGUGGAUGUGUAUUAGUACUGGCUGUAUAGGGGAUGUAGUGGAUGUGUAUUAGUACUGGCUGUAUAGGGGAUGUAGUGGAUGUGUAUUAGUACUGGAUGUAUAAUGAGACAAGCUCUAGUCUAGAUACAUGUCAUGUAUUAGUGGAUCAAAAUAAUCCUUAUUUCCAUCUCUCUCCUGUAGCCUGCGUCUGCUCGGGGGAUUGGGAUCCAGGUCAUUCACAAGUGGAGUCAGAUGCCGUGCAAGAGACCACUGCUGGUGCAGAAGUACGUAAGCUGCCUGCGAAUGAUGCACUUCUCCUGGUGGUGUGAUUUUAGCCUGGUCCCAGAUCUGUUUGUGUUGUCUUGCCCAUCUCAUGACCAUAGGGGUUUGUCAAGACUGCACAAACAUAUCUGAGACCAGCCAGUCUAGUGUGAUUGGAUCAUGAUGACAACAUACCAUCAUUUCAGGAUUGUCUCUGAGUCUGAAUGUAGUGUGUGUUAUCUCUCAGGUAUCUCCACAAGCCCUACCUCAUCAGUGGGAAUAAGUUUGACCUGCGUAUCUAUGUGUACGUGUCAUCUUACGACCCGCUCCGGGUUUACAUCUUCCAAGACGGACUUGUCCGCUUCGCCAGCUGCAAGUAAGUCAUUUGUUUUAAUAAGUCACCUGUUACCUGUUUCAUUAAGUCACCUGUUACCUGUUGUAUUCAGUCACCUGUUACCUGUUUCAUUAAGGCACCUGUUACCUGUUUUAUUCAGUCACCUGUUACCUGUUGUAUUCAGUGACCUGUUACCUGUUUCAUUAAGGCACCUGUUUUAUUCAGUCACCUGUUACCUGUUUCAUUAAGGCACCUGUUUUAUUCAGUCACCUGUUACCUAUUGUGUUCAGUCACCUGUUGUGUUCAGUCACCUGUUGUGUUCAGUCACCCGUUGUGUUCAGUCACCCGUUGUGUUCAGUCACCCGUUGUGUUCAGUCACCCGUUUCAGUUAUAUAUCUCCGUUUUUGAAAGAUUUCCUUGAAGCCUGCAGGUAUAAGGCUUUAUAGCAUGUUAUGAGCUUUUAUAAUGGCUUUAUACUGUGUGUCUCUGGCAAAUUUUUCUCAUAUAUUCAUUAUAACGAGUGCUCACUGUGACAGGGGCUCACUGUGACAGGGGCUCACUGUGACAGGGGCUCACUGUGACAGGGGCUCACUGUGACAGGGGCUCACUGUGACAGGGGCUCACUGUGACAGGGGCUCACUGUGACAGGGGCUCACUGUGACAGGGGCUCACUGUGACAGGAGCUCACUGUGACAGGGGCUCACUGUGACCGGGGGCUCACUGUGACCGGGGGCUCACUGUGACCGGGGGCUCACUGUGACCGGGGGCUCACUGUGUUUGUUUUCCUCUGUAGAUAUUCCUCUUCCAUGAAAAGCCUUGGCAACAAGUUCAUGCAUCUGACCAACUACAGCGUGAACAAGAAGAACUCUGAGUAUCAGAGCAACGACAGUGACAAGGCCUGCCAGGGGCACAAGUGGUAAAGAUGUUUUAAUGGAUAUUACAAACUGGGAGGUUCCAGCCAUGAAUGCUGAUUGGCUGACAGCCGUGGUAUAUCAGAACGUAUACCACGGGUAUGACAAAACAUUUAUUUGUACUGUUCUGAUUACGUUCUUAACCAGUUUUAUAAUAGCAAUAAGGCACCUUGGGGGUUUGUGGUAUAUGGUCAAUAUACCACGGCUAAGGGCUGUAUCCAGGAACUCCGCCAUGUGUCGUGCCUAAGAACGUCCCAUAGCCGUGGUAUAUUGGCCAUAUACCACAAACCCCCAAGGUGCCUUAUUGCUUAAAUAUAUGCCAUUUGGCAGACUCUUUUGUCCAAAGAGGCUUACAUUCAUGUGUGCAUACAUACAUGUCACUAGCACAUAACAGGGUUUUCAUUCUAUCAUUGGACCGCUGGACUAACGUGUGUGUGUGUGUGUCCGUGUGUGUGUCCGUGUCUCCGUGUCCGUGUGUGUGUCCGUGUGUGUGUGUCCGUGUGUGUCCGUGUGUGUCCGUGUGUGUCCGUGUGUGUGUGUCCGUGUGUCCGUGUGUGUCUGUGUGUGUGUGUCCGUGUGUCCGUGUGUGUCUGUGUGUGUGUGUCCGUGUGUCCGUGUGUGUGUGUCCGUGUGUGUGUGUGUCCGUGUGUCCGUGUGUGUGUGUGUGUGUGUGUGUGUGUGUGGCAGGGCUCUGAAGGCGUUGUGGCAUUACCUGGGUUCUAGGGGGGUCAACACUACGCUGAUCUGGGAGAAGAUCAAGGACAUCGUCAUGAAGACCAUCAUUGCGUAAGUCAGAGUUAAAUACAUCCCUUAUUAUAGUAUAUCUAUGGUGUAAGUCAGAGUUAAAUAAAACAGUAUAUCUAUGGUGUAAGUCAGAGUUAAAUAAAACAGUAUAUCUAUGGUGUAAGUCAGAGUUAAAUAAAACAGUAUAUCUUUGGUGUAAGUCAGAGUUAAAUAAAACAGUAUAUCUUUGGUGUAAGUCAGAGUUAAAUAAAACAGUAUAUCUAUGGUGUAAGUCUUUUUAAUGUCCCAGAAUAAGUAGGUGUUGCCCAAUGACUGUAAAAAGAAUGGACAAAGCAUCGAUCAGGUGACACCAUUCAUUCCUAUGUGAAGACUCAAUAGAAGCCAGAUGAAGACUGAUGGCGUCACAUGGAGACAUAACAUGCACAGUUUGAGCCACUCCAGGAAGUGACAUUGAAGGCUAGCUCAGUGCUGUCAUUGUAUACAGUCUGUUCCUAAAUUUGAGCCACACAAAAGUACGAAUGACUACACUACAUGACCAAAAGUAUGUGGACACCUGCACGUCGAACAUCUCAUUCCAAAAUCAUGGGCAUUAUUAUGGAGUUGGUCCCCCCUUUGCUGCUAUAACAGCCUCCACUCUUCUGGGAAGGCUUUCCACUAGAUGUUGGAACAUUGCUGCGGGGACUUGCUUCCAUUCAGCCACAAGAGCAUUAGUGAGGUCGGACACUGAUGUUGGGCGAUUAGGCCUGGCUCGCAGUCGGUGUUCCAAUUCAUCCCAAAGGUGCUCGAUGGGGUUGAGGUCAGGGCUCUGUGCAGGCCAGUCAAGUUCUUCCACACCGACCUCGACAACCCAUUUCUGUAUGGACCUCGCUUUGUGCACGGGGGCAUUGUCAUGCUGAAACAGGAAAGGGCCUUCCCCAAACUGUUGCCACAAAGUUGGAAGCACAGAAUUGUCUAGAACAGGGGUGUCAAACUCAUUUUAGCUCAGGGGCCACAUGGAGGAAAAUCUAUUCCCAAGUGGGCCGGACCGGAAAAAUCAUGGUAUAUAUAACUUAAAAACAACAACUUCAGAUACGAUCAACAUACAACAUAAAGCUGGAGCCUGAGGACAGUGUGUCCAAAAUAGUACAAGCACAACAUCACUAUUAAUCAUAAAACACGUCAAGUUUAUUUGAAAAUUCUAAAGAAAAAGAACACACAAACACACAAUGCCUCAGUGAUUAACAGAACUGUUUCACAGAUCACAGAACUAUAUCAGGGUGUCAUUUCUCAGGCAAAUGUAGAUAAAAAUAAUGAAAUCCUGUUCCCCAAACAAGUGCAAGAACCACAGAGUCAAGAAUAGGUUAAAUAUACAAAUAAAAUAAAAACAAUUAAAAACAAUAGCACAUCAACAUAAAAACAUAUAAACAUAAAGCUGGAGCCUGAGGACAGUGUCCAAAAGCACAACAUUACUAUUAAUCAUAAAACACCUCAAGUUAUUUGAAAGUUCUGAGGACAAAGAACACACAAACACACAAUGCCUCAGUGAUUCACAGAAGUAUAUCACAGAUCACAGAACUAUAUCAGGGUGUCAUUUCUCAGGCAGAAAUGUAGAUAAAAAUAAUGAAAUCCUGUUCCCCAAACAAGUGCAAGAACCACAGAGUCAAGAAUAGGUUAAAUAUACAAAUAAAAUCAAUUAAAAACAAUAGCACAUCAACAUAAAAACAUAUAAACAUAAAUCUGAAAGCGUUGCUCAAACUCCCGUAACAGUCCCGUUAUUUUAUCUUUGAACCGCUUCAUGUCUGCCACAUGUUGGGUCGCGCACACAUUUUUCAGACAGGGGAAGUGAGCUGCAUCACCACCGGCAAGUUGCGUCUCCCACAAUGACAGCUUCAACUUGAAAGAACGUAUGCUGUCAUAAUACUGCGUGACAACUUUGUUGCGCCCUUGCAGCUGUUUGUUCAAGUUAUUCAGGUGCUCUGUAACAUCCACCAUAAAUGCAAGGUCCUGCAUCCAUUCUGCGGAAUGAAAUUCUAACACUGGUUUGCCCUUUUCUUCCAUGAACUGUUCAAUUUCUUCUCGUAAAUCAAAGAAACGCCUCAGCACAGCACCUCGGCUUAACCAUCUUACCUCAGUGUGGUAUGGCAGGCCAUAGAUGUGGUCUUUCUCUCUGAGAAGGCUGUCAAACUGGCGGUGAUUCAGGCUUCUGGAUCGGAUGAAAUUAACAGUUUGGAUGACCACCUUCAUGACGUUAUCCAUCUUUAAUGACUUGCAACACAAAGCCUCCUGGUGCAAAAUACAGUGAAAAGUCAAAAAAUCACGUCCUCCAUUUGCAGAUUGCACUUUCUUUCUGAACUUUGUCACAACGCCUGCUUUUUUCCCGAUCAUUGAGGGCGCACCAUCUGUAGCCAGGCUGACAGUGCGGGACCAGUCCACUCCGACCCUGUCCAGCGCGCCGACGAGUGCGGUAAAAAUAUCAGCUGCUGUCGUUGUAUCUGUCAUCGGCACCAACUCCACGAACUCCUCGGUGACGGUCAAUGUGUCAUCAACUCCGCGGAUGAAAAUGGCCAGUUGUGCAACAUCUGUAAUGUCCGUGCUUUCAUCAAUUGCAACCGAAAACGCAAUAAAUGACUUUAUUUUUUGCUUCAACUGGCGUCAAAAAUCCACUGAAAGUUCGGAAAUCCUGUCUGCAACAGUGUUUCUUGUCAGGCUGAUAUUUGCAAAAGGCUGCCGCUUUUCAGGGCACACAAUCUCCGCUGCCUUCAUCAUGCAUGUUUUUACAAAUUCACCCUCACUAAAUGGUUUUGAAGCCACUGCGAUUUCAUUAGCAAUGAGGUAGCUAGCUUUCACUGCAGCGUCACUGAUGUCUCGGCUGUGAGUAAACACAGACUGCUGUUUCUUCAGACCCGCCAACAGUUCAUUCACCUUCUCUCAUCUCCGCUGUCCUUGAAAGUUGUCAUAUUUGUCGGCAUGAAGACUCACAUAGUGGCGACGAAGGUUAUAUUCUUUCAGCACUGCAACAUGCUCUGAACACACCAAACAUACAGCUUUCCCAUUCAAUUCCGUGAAGAAAUAGGAUGACCAUUUUUCUUGGAACACUCUGCACUCUGCGUCCACUUUUCUCUUUUUUGACAGAGACAUAUUGGGGCAAUGAGGGUGCCAAAGCACACAGUGUUAAAAGUAGAAGCCGUAAUAAAUAUCGCGGGCAAAACAAAGUAGCUCAUUGGCUGCACGUGCUUGACCUACUUGCUCUGCCCCGGUAUAAACAGUUUGCUUGCUUAACACAAUUGCUAUUGUGCCAUCCAGUGGACGCAAUUGGAACAGCAGCUUAUUUUAUUGAAAAAUUGCAGCGCAUUUUUAUACUUUACAAAAGUAUUAUUAUUAUUAGUAUUAUUUAUUUUUUUCAAAAUCAUCUCGUGGGCCGGAUUAAACCCGUUUACGGGCCUGAUCCGGCCCGCGGGCCGGACGUUUGACACCCCUGGUCUAGAAUGUCAUUGUAUGCUGUAGCGUUAAGAUUUCCCUUCACUGGAACUAACGGGCCUAGCCCGAACCAUUAUUCCUCCUCCACCAAACUUUACAGUUGGCACUAUGCAUUUGGGCAGGUAGCGUUCUCCUGGCAUCCGCCAAACUCAGAUUCAUCCAUCGGACUGCCAGAUGGUGAAGCGUGAUUCAUCACUCCAGAGAACGUGUUUCCACUGUUCCAGAGUCCAAUGGUGGGCUUUACACCACUCCAGCCAUGCUUGUCAUUGAGCAUGGUGAUCUUAGACUUGUGUGUGGCUAAUCGGCCAUGGAAACCCAUUUAAUAAAGCUCCUGACGGUCCGUUAUUGUGCUGACGUUGCUUCCAGAGGCAGUUUGGAACUCUGUAGUGAGUGUUGCAACCGAGGACAGAUUAUUUUUCCGUGCUUCAGCACUUGACGGUCCCGUUCCGUGAGCUUUUGUGGCCUACCACUUCACGGCUGAGCCGUUGUUGCUCCUAGACUUUUCCACUUCACAAUAACAGCACUUAUAGUUGACCAGGGCAGCUCUAGCAGGGCAGAAAUUUGACAAACUGACUUGUUGGAAAGGUGGCAUCCUAUGACUAUGAACUGACUAGUUGGAAAGGUGGCAUCCUAUGACUAUGAACUGACUAGUUGGAAAGGUGACAGGAUGUGUGCUCGAUUUUAUACACCUGUCAGCUCCUCCAAAAACAAUUGUUCUCAAUAAGUGAUCUCACCCUGUCUAAAUGGGAUCUCACACCGUCUCACACCGUCUAAAAGGGAUCUCACCCUCUCUAAAAGGGAUCUCACCCUCUCUAAAAGGGAUCUCACCCUCUCUAAAAGGGAUCUCACCCUGUCUAAAAGGGAUCUCACCCUGUCUAAAAGUGCCCUCACCCUGUCUAAAAGUGCCCUCACCCUGUCUAAAAGGGACCUCGCCCUGUCUAAAAGUGACCUUGCCCUGUCUAAAAGGGACCUCGCCCUGUCUAAAAGGGACCUCGCCCUGUCUAAAAGUGACCUUGCCCUGUCUAAAAGUGCCCUCACCCUGUCUAAAAGUGCCCUCACCCUGUCUAAAAGUGCCCUCACCCUGUCUAAAAGGGACCUCACCCUGUCUAAAAGUGACCUUGCCCUGUCUAAAAGGGACCUCGCCCUGUCUAAAAGGGACCUCGCCCUGUCUAAAAGUGACCUUGCCCUGUCUAAAAGGGAUCUCACCCUGUCUAAAAGUGACCUUGCCCUGUCUAAAAGGGACCUCGCCCUGUCUAAAAGGGACCUCGCCCUGUCUAAAAGUGACCUUGCCCUGUCUAAAAGUGACCUUGCCCUGUCUAAAAGGGACCUCGCCCUGUCUAAAAGGGACCUCGCCCUGUCUAAAAGGGAUCUCGCACUGUCUAAAAGGGAUCUCGCACUGUCUAAUAGGGAUCUCGCACUGUCUAAAAGGGAUCUUGCACUGUCUAAAAGGGAUCUCGCACUGUCUAAAAAGGGAUCUCGCACUGUCUAA